AUGUCCGCCGUCAACUCGGCGGCGACGACGUUCGACCGGAUGAACAUCAAUUCGCCGUCGACGCCCGCGCUCUCGAUAUUCCCCAACUCCUCCUCGCUCUCGCUGAGCCAGAAGACGACCGGCCAGGGCGGCGUGGCGGUCAUCAAGGAGGGCUACGUGCGGUGCAAGGAGGACAAGUUCCUCGCCAGCUGGAACCAGCGCUACCUCGUUCUACGCGAGUUCCGCCUCGACUUCCUCAAGAACGAGACGGGCAAGAGUGUGCUCUCCAUCCAGCUCAGCAACGUCAUGAACGUGACCCGGUCAGAGGAUACCAAGAUGGCCUUCGAGAUUACCAGAGUGGCCAACCCCAAGGAUGCGAAUGCCCGCAGCCCGUUGGGGGCCCGGGACGUCGCUACCAAGACCAUUACCUGCGAGGUCAAGAGCGACGACGAGAUCUACGACUGGAUCGAUAAGAUAUACGAACGAUGUCCUGGCAUGGGCGGUGUCAGCAACCCGACCAACUUCAGCCACCAGAUUCACGUCGGGUUUGACCCCCAGACCGGUGCCUUUGUUGGCCUCCCGCCAGAGUGGGAGAAGCUGCUCACGGCAUCUGCCAUUACCAAGGAAGACUACAAGAAGAACCCCCAGGCCGUCAUCGAGGUGCUCGAGUUCUACUCCGACAUCAAGAUGCGUGAGCAGAACCCUCAGUAUUUCCCGGGCAUGAGCACUCCUGCCCCCGCUCCACAUAACAUGCAGCCUCUCCGCAGCCAUGGGGGUGGUGGUAGUGGUGGUGUUGCUCCCCCAAGACCUCCUCCUCCAACCGGCCUCCAGCGUCUGGAUACCAGCCAGUCUAUGCGCGGACACGACGACAGAUCCCCCGGCAGCGGCUCUCCUGCACCGUCAUCCUCCCAGCGCAAGGCCUCGGAUCCCGCUGACCGGCCAUACGACCAGCAGCAGUACAGCCAGGACCGGUCCAAGGAGAUGCCCCAUCCAGACCAGAGGCGGAGAAUGGAAGAAGAAGCUCGUCGUAUUCGUGAAGCACAGAGACAGCGUGAGGAAGAACAAGCCCGCAGAGAACAGGAAGCAUACAAUGCCUCCUUACCAAAGACCCGAGUGCCAAUUGCUCAGCAGGAGCUCGGUGGAUAUGGUGGUCCUCGAGAGUCACCCAGCACAUCCAGCAGCAGCAGAUAUAACCCUUCACGACCUGCUCCCCAGGCCCCUUCAGGCGACAGAGCUCGACAGCCACAGCAGGAUUCCAGACAGAUGACUGCCCAGCGUCCUGCUCCCUCUCCACCCAGAAACGGGGCCCCCUCGUCAUCAUCAUCACCAUCACACUCCAGAGACGAUCACAGUGCUCAGCGAAGUGCUCCCCGUCCAGACCAGAGCCGACAGCAGCCUUCCAGCUCGCGUUAUGCAGGAAACGACAGCCGUAGCCCAGCUCGCACCCAACCACGCCAGCCAAACGGCUCUGCUGCGUCCGGCCAGCCUCCAAGCCGUCUCCCUGCUCCUGUCCAGGCCGUUAAGCCUCUUAACGUUGCCAACAAACACGGGGCUACUACUACCACUAACAACAACAACAAUACCAACAAGGCCAACGGAGUCCCAGACGGUGUCCGUCAAGCUGAAGCUGCUCUGGCCAAGAAGCCAGACCCUUCCCGCCAAAAGGACGUCCGCAUGUCAACCAUGUCCGAGAGCGAGGUCAUGGAGAAGCUCAGACAGGUCGUUUCAAAGGAGAACCCCAACGAGUCGUACAGCAAGCAACGAAAGAUCGGGCAGGGCGCCUCUGGAUCCGUGUACGUUGCUCGUGUCAAGGAGAAUGCAAGCUCUCCCGUGGCCCGUGAACUGUACCGCACACACGGCCCUCGUGGACAGGUUGCUAUCAAACAGAUGGAUCUAAGGAGCCAGCCUCGCAAGGAACUUAUUGUCAACGAGAUCAUCGUCAUGAAGGACAGCCAGCACCCGAACAUUGUCAACUUCCUCGACUCAUUCUUGCAGGAGUCCAGCAAUGAACUGUGGGUUGUUAUGGAGUUCAUGGAGGGCGGUGCCUUGACCGACGUCAUUGAGCAAAAUCCUGUUAUUCAAGAAGAUCAGAUCUCCACCAUUUGCUACGAGACAUGCAAAGGAUUAGCCCAUCUACACGGCCAAAACAUCAUCCACCGUGACAUCAAGAGUGACAACGUCCUCUUGGAUAGGGUAGGAAACGUGAAAAUUACUGAUUUCGGAUUCUGUGCCAAACUCACCGAGUCCAAGAGCAAGCGUGCCACAAUGGUGGGAACUCCUUACUGGAUGGCUCCCGAAGUCGUCAAACAGAAAGAAUAUGGCCCACGAGUCGACGUCUGGUCCCUCGGAAUCAUGGCAAUUGAGCUGAUCGAAUCUGAACCACCAUAUCUGAAUGAAGAACCGCUCAAGGCACUCUACCUCAUUGCCACUAACGGAACCCCAUGUCUCAAGAAGCCAGAGAAACUAAGCAAGGAGCUCAAGUCUUUCCUUAGCGUAUGUCUUUGCGUCGAUGUCCGAAGCCGUGCCUCCUCUGAUGAAUUACUUUCCCACGAGUUCCUCAAGAACGGAUGCAGCUUGGCCAGCCUCGCCGAGCUUCUACGAUUCAAGAAGAACUCUUCCAACUAA
This is a messenger RNA of Trichophyton verrucosum HKI 0517, 2604 nucleotides long. RefSeq lists its product as uncharacterized. Gene Ontology annotation, cellular component: cytoplasm. Lineage: Eukaryota; Fungi; Ascomycota; Eurotiomycetes; Onygenales; Arthrodermataceae. The coding region runs from base 1 to 2604 and encodes 867 amino acids. Gene Ontology annotation, molecular function: protein serine/threonine kinase activity; ATP binding. Gene Ontology annotation, biological process: intracellular signal transduction; regulation of MAPK cascade; protein phosphorylation. The transcript has 3 exons. The record is from RefSeq and is a predicted model, not a curated record.